Rotaria sp. Silwood2 is the source of this 615-nucleotide messenger RNA. The record is from the annotation of a GenBank genome assembly. NCBI's taxonomy places the organism in Eukaryota, Metazoa, Rotifera, Eurotatoria, Philodinida, Philodinidae.
AUGAUUGUUACACCAAAAAUAUCUCAAGAAAAAGGUCAAAGUGAUCCCGAAGAAUCAUUUCAGAGACUUGAACAUAUCGGUCGUGGAUCAUUUGGAGAAGUUUAUAAAGGUCUCAAUAGAAAAUUCUCAAAUAUAGUUGCAAUAAAAAUAAUCGAUUUGGAAAAAUCUGAAGAUGAAAUUGAAGAUAUUCAACAAGAAAUUCAAGUACUUUCUCAAUGUAAUUCACCAUAUGUUACAAAAUAUUUUGGUUCUUAUUUGAAAGGAACAAAAUUAUGGAUUAUUAUGGAAUAUCUUGGUGGGGGUUCAGCAUUAGAUUUAAUGAAACCUGGGGCAUUUAAUGAAAAAUAUAUAUCGAUUAUUUUACGAGAAGUUCUUAAAGGUCUUGAAUAUUUACAUAUAGAAAAAAAAAUUCAUCGAGAUAUAAAAGCAGCUAAUGUUCUUCUUUCUGAACAUGGAGAUGUUAAAUUAGCAGAUUUUGGUGUUGCUAAACAAUUAACAGAUUCGAUUAAUAAAGGUACUACAUUUGUUGGAACACCUUUUUGGAUGCCACCUGAAGUUAUUAUGCAACAUAAAUAUGAUUAUUCGGUAAGAUUAUAUAAAUCUAUAUUAUUUUAA